Messenger RNA from Trichomonas vaginalis G3, 2448 nucleotides. RefSeq lists its product as uncharacterized. The coding region runs from base 1 to 2448 and encodes 815 amino acids. The record is from RefSeq and is a predicted model, not a curated record. The transcript has a single exon. NCBI's taxonomy places the organism in Eukaryota, Parabasalia, Trichomonadida, Trichomonadidae.
AUGAAUGAAACGUAUAAUAAUGAUAAUUCAAUUUUAUUAUCAUCAAACAAUAGUGCUAAUGUAGAUCUAAAACAGAGUUGUGAAACAAUAUAUGGACUUUAUGCAGGAAAUGAGUGCAAAGAUUUUGCAUUCAAAGGAAGUAAUAACACUCUAUUAUCUAUCAACUUCCCAAUUGGAUCUCAUCUUGCAGACAUCAAUGACUGUGCUUUCUAUCAUUGCAGAAAACUCUCAUUGGUUGAUUUCAGCAACUGUCAGUUUUUGACCAAAAUCGGAUCAUAUGCAUUUAGUGGAUGCAUAUCAUUAUCACAUAUUAUUCUUCCGACUCAUUUGAAAUCAAUUUCAUCAUUUUGUUUUGAAUCAACUUCAAUUUCAUCUAUUUCUAUACCAAAUGAAGUUACCUCAUUAGGAUUAUCCUGUUUUCAAUCUUGUACAAAAUUAAAAAACGUUAUCAUUGAUGUUGAAUCAAAUAUUAAAGAAAUCAAAACUUAUUCUUUUGAUUACGCAAAAGUUGAAACACUUUUUAUUCCCAAAGCAACUACAUUUAUUAGUGAAUAUGCAUUUGUAGCAUUAACAACACUUAGAGAGUUUACUAUUGAUCCAUCAAAUCCAAGUUAUAGUGUAUCAGAUGGAGUUUUAUUUAACAAAGAUCAAACAUGUCUUAUUCAUUUUCCUGCAAAUAAAUGUAAGUCAUAUACCAUACCGGAAAAAGCUACAUCAAUAGCUUCUUGUUCAUUUGCAUAUUCAAUUAUCGAAUCAAUCCAAUUUUCAAAAAAUUUUCAAUCAAUUGGUGAAUGGGCAUUUAUUGGUUCAAAUUUUAAAUCAAUAGUAAUUCCAGAUACUGUAACAAAUAUACAUGAAGGAGCCUUUUUUGCUUGUUCUUCUUUGAAUUCUAUUGUUAUUGGAACCGGAUUGAAGGCCAUUUCAAAUUAUUGCUUUAGACGAACAAACAUCUCAUCAAUAACAAUUCCAUCAGGAAUAACAACAAUCGGCAUUUAUGCAUUUGAUGGCUGUAAUAAUCUUAAAGAAGUUGUUUUACCAUCAAGCUUGAAAAAUCUUGGCGGAUCUUGUUUCCCAAUGACUACAAAAUUGAUAUUCUCUGAAGGAUCAGAUUUUACGAUUGAUGAUCAGCUGAUUGUUUAUAACAAAGCCAAAACAAAAGUUGUCAUGUGUUUGAAUCAGAGUGAUAGCUAUAUUAUUCCAUCUACAGUUCAAAUCAUCAAUAAUGAUGUUUUUAAAUUAAAUAAAAUUCUUAGCAAAAUUGAAUUUGUUCCGGAUAGUCAAUUGACUGAUAUUUAUGAUGGUGCAUUUUCUGAAUGUGAGAAACUUUCUAGUAUCAACAUUCCUCUCUCAGUUUCUAAAUUUGGCAAAAACUCAUUCUAUGGAUGCAAGUUACUCCAAUCUGUAUUUUUUGGCGAUAAGUUGAGUAUGAUUUCAGAUAAUUGCUUUGAAAACUGUAUCUCUCUAAGAACUAUUAGUUUUUCUGAUAGUAAUGUAAGUGCAAAUAUCAAUCAGUAUGUAUUCAGUGGAUGCGGAUCUCUCACAUCUAUCAUACUCAAAAAAGGAAUUUUGAGUCUUAAUAUGUUCUGUUUCAGAGGAUGUAUAAGUCUUAAUAAGAUUAACAUUCCAUCAACAGUCGUUUUCAUCGGAACCAACGCGUUCCAGAACACGAACAUCGAAACUGUCACAUUUUCGUUAGAUAGUCAUAUGCGUGUACUUAACCAGUACGUUUUCAGUGGAUGCAACACACUUCGAAAUAUCGAAAACAUUCCUAGUUGUAUUGAGUCUAUCGAAUCUAAUUGUUUCGAGUUCACUAAUAUUGAAACAUUCACAGUGCCAGUCUCUACUGUCAGCAUCGCAGACUAUGCAUUCCGAGGCUGCAGAUCUCUCCGUGUCUUCACAAUUCCAUCAGGAUGUGUUCUUAGUAAUAUCGGAAACUUCAUCUUCACCGGAUGCACAUCUCUUAGUGUUAUCGAGUGUGAUAACAGCGAACACUUUGUUGUCGACAAUGGUGCACUCUUCAACAAAGAACGAAGCAAUCUUAUCUACUUCCCUCCUGCCUCUUCGAUCAAGUUCUUCUGCUUCUCACAGAACGUCAAGAGUGUUUCAUCUAGUGCAUUCUAUGGAUGCAGGCAUCUUGAAGGUAUCAUGAUCCCAGACAACUCUAUCGAAACUAUCGGUUCCUCAGCAUUCUCAGAAUGCACAUCUCUCAAGUACAUCAACAUCCCUCUGUGUGUGAAGACGAUCGAACAAAACGCAUUCUCAGGAUGCAUCAACCUUCACUGUGGUGUCAACAUACAGAACAAGACUCGUUCAUAUAUUGAUAACAUUAUUAAAUCUAGUGGUCUUAGUAUCACAUCCAUGAAAUCUUGUUCAUUGAUCACAUGCAAGCAAAUUCACUGCCAAAAUCAUGUUUCAAAUUCAUAUCUAUAUGUUUUUAUUCUAAUGUAA